Molecule: messenger RNA, 336 nt
Organism: Rhopalosiphum maidis (corn leaf aphid)
Lineage: Eukaryota; Metazoa; Arthropoda; Insecta; Hemiptera; Aphididae
Product: dynein light chain roadblock-type 2-like
Exons: 3
Coding region: 1-336 (111 amino acids)
Biological process (GO): microtubule-based movement
Cellular component (GO): cytoplasmic dynein complex; cytoplasm
Molecular function (GO): dynein intermediate chain binding
Source: RefSeq, a predicted model, not a curated record
AUGAAUGAUAUUCAUCAUGAAUUUGAAGAAACUGUGAAACGUAUCCAAUCUCACAACGGAGUUGAUGGUGUUAUUGUCGUAAACAAUAAUGGUGAUCUCAUAACUUCAACUCUAGACAUGAGAUCGUCUGUUAACUACGCUGACAUAAUGUUAGAUUUGGCUGAAAACGCGAAGAGGUUUGUCAGAAACUUGGAUCCGACCAACGAGUUAACGGUUUUACGAAUGGGUUCUAAAAGACAAGAAGUACUGGUGGCGCCUGGUAAAGAUUUUGUAAUGAUCGUUCUUCAGAAACAAAAUCAUAAAUCUAUAAUGAAAAGUAUAAUUAACUCUUUAUAA